This is a messenger RNA of Babjeviella inositovora NRRL Y-12698, 1437 nucleotides long. RefSeq names its product Bfa1p (gene BFA1). Bases 1 to 1437 code for a protein of 478 amino acids. The transcript has a single exon. Gene Ontology annotation, cellular component: SIN/MEN two-component GAP complex; mitotic spindle pole body. Gene Ontology annotation, biological process: mitotic spindle orientation checkpoint signaling; regulation of Ras protein signal transduction. Gene Ontology annotation, molecular function: GTPase activator activity. The record is from RefSeq and is a predicted model, not a curated record. Lineage: Eukaryota; Fungi; Ascomycota; Pichiomycetes; Serinales.
AUGGAGGAGGAAACUGAAACACUAAAGGCUAAAAGCAGAUCCCAGGAGGUCUUGGCACGAUUCCAAGAAGACGACGACUCGGACUUCGAUCCCCCGCCGAAAGCCAAAAAGUUGAUCACGCUCGAUGACCUCUCAAGGCAGCUAAAUCAAAUAGCGGUACCGGAUUACGCAGCGGGACCGGAUCCGUUUGCUGAGCCACCUCUGACAUUGACCCAGGAAACCCCGACGUUGACAAAGAACGGAGGCCCCGCCGUGUCCCUUCUUGCCCGGGAUGUAGAUGACCUUGACGACUUGGAGAUCCCCGAUAACUUUACAGGAAUUCUCCCAAAGCCUCUGAAUCGGGAAUAUCCGAAGCUGGUGAAUUUUGUCCGGAACGGUUCCAGUUCCAGCUACUCUGAAACAGAUGACACCCCAUUGACGGACUUGGACAUGGACUUUGAGCUAGCUGAGGUGACAGAUUUGCGGCACCGGUUUGAAGCGAAGCUCGCAAGGUUGGUGGCAGAAGCCGAGUUGGAGCUGAAGCAGUUAUAUCAGCAGUUUCGGCCUGACAGCCGGAGCUCCAGCGCCAGUGAGGACUUUUCAGACGGGUUUGAUCUCACUUCAGAGCAGGUCAAUGGUGGAAUCUUGACUGGUUUUGACGAAGAAGCACUAGGAGUCCGUUAUAUGCAUGGUAAAAGGAUUCCCAAAAAGGCCCUGCGGAGCUACCUUUCGUCCAAAAAGCCAGCCCAGGUUAAGAAGGCGGAUCUAGGGAGGUAUGGUGAUGGUACGGAGUUGGACACGAUUCCGUCGUUGCCACUUGCCUCACUCAGCAGAAAGGCAUCGCGUCAGUUCCAGGAGACGUUGAAGAAGCACCGAAAGCCAAAACUCGGCCUUUUAAGGUACAUCAAUACAGAGCCUGUGCCUAUAAGCCCCCAGUACGGCAUCCAGAUGCAAUACAACGCAAAGCUCCACAAAUGGGAGGGCAACGAACAGGAGCUUCUCCGGUUCGAGGAGCCUAGAGCAAAGAAAAAGCCGCGGAAACCGGAUUUGAUUCCGUUUGAGGGCGCAAAAGACCAACAGAUUGUUGGAAACAUGCUUUUUGACCCCCAGAGCAUGCGCUGGGUGAGUCUCACCCGCGCAGACGACGAUGUGUUUGCCGGAUUGGACGACUUGAAGGAUGUGAAGGGCUCCCUGAGUCCUAGAAAGAGCCCUCAGAAGAUCAGCUCGGACACCCGGUUAGGGCGGUCGCUCCGUAACGUCUCCAGCCGGAUGAAGUUGAACGACGACUAUGACGGGUUUCGUGUGGGAGAUGAGUUUAAGGUGCCAUCGCAGGUGGCCGAACGAUGGAAGCUGGAUGAGGCUCGCUGGGAGAAAAAGGUGCGAGGGUGGUUCGACAGUACUGACUAUGAAUACGAGUACUUGUACGAGCUCCGCAACAUGGUCAUGCGAAACUCGUAG